AUGGAUGUGACUUUGCCGAUACCAGAGCUGACUAAUACAUUCAUUCAGGAUGGUUACCUUCGCCGUAACCUAAAGAGAAUCUUGGGUGGCGCAAGAUACGCUGAGGUCGACGAGGACUUGCGAAGGUUCGGCUCGGAAUGUGCUGGGCCUAUUAGGGAAGCUGGCAGGCAGUGUGAACUUCAUACCCCUUAUCAUAUCCCCUAUGACGCGUGGGGGAAUAGGAUAGAUGAGAUAUGGACUUGCCCUCAGUGGAAGAAUAUGCAUAUUAUAGCGGCCCAAGAGGGCCUUAUAGCUCUGGCUUACACCAGACCGUUAGGGAAGGAGCUCUCUCGAGUAUACCAGCUGGCCAAGCUCUACCUUUUCGCACCAUCGAGUGGGCUCUAUAGCUGUCCGUUGGCCAUGACUGAUGGUGCGGCAUUCGUUAUUGAGAAGAGUGAGAGGUAUCGCAAUGAACAACUCGAGGCUGCCUUGGGGCACCUUAUGAGCCAAGAUGGAGAGGAGUUCUGGACCAGCGGUCAAUGGAUGACCGAGAGAGGCGGUGGCAGCGACGUUGGGGCUGCAACUGCUACUACUGCGGUAGAGUCGACUAAUGAGGACGGAGUAUGGCUGCUGACCGGUAACAAAUGGUUCACAUCAGCGACUGAUGCCCAGAUGACUUUCACGUUGGCCCGUACGCCCGACACCAAUGGACGUCUAGAAAUGUUCUACCUACCCGCAAGGGACCAACAGGGCAAGCUCAAUGGACUCAAGAUAGUAAGGCUGAAGGAUAAGUUGGGCACACGGCAACUCCCAACAGCUGAGAUGGAAUUAAACGCUAGUAAGGCGGUCAGGGUGACUUAUGAUGGUCGAGGACUGAGUAUGAUAAUGAACUUGGCAUCGAUCACUCGAAUACAUAAUACUGUAUCGGCAGCAGCUGGCAUGAGGAGGAUCAUACAGCUGGCUAAAGACUACUCUACUAAGAGAGAGGCAUUUGGCCGCAGACUCCAAGAGUUGCCGGCUCACGUUGCUACUCUGGCAGAGUUAGAGGUGGAAGCUCGAGCGGCCUGCUCGUUGUGGUUGGAGAUGGCAAGACUGUUGGGCAAGGUGGAGGCUUCCACUGCUACUGACGAUGAGAUGAUGAUAUUCCGUCUGUUGGUACCGCUAUCAAAGCUGCAGACGGGCAGACAAGCGGUUGAUGUAGCAUCCAAAGGUAUUGAGCUCUUCGGUGGUGCUGGGUUUAUGGAGGAUACUGGUCUACCCUCGCACUUACGUGAUGCCCAGGUGUUGGCGAUAUGGGAGGGUACUAGUAAUGUGCAGGCGAUGGAUGUCCUGAGGGUCAUCACGCAGACUAGAGGGGAAGCAUUAGCUGCACUUAAGCGUAGGUUUGAGUCGAGUAUAGGAGUUGAUCCCAGGGUUACCUCUCUGUUGGACCAGGCGGACCAUUUACUCCGAGAUGAGUUCCCUGAGCCCCUGGCUCUUCGAGCGUCGUUUCUGGUCGCCCGUGGUGUGUGUGGUGGUUUGAUGUUGGAGCAUGGCCGACAUGAGGAAGCUGUGAGGAGUGAUACCAUCGCUGCUGAUCGGUGGUUGAUGGAUACGACAACCGGUGUGAUGCAUGGUGCCAGGAUGCAUGCGGAAAACAGAGCUCUGGUGUUUGCCGAGGAGGAUUUAUCUCUCACUCACCGAGCUGGUAGAGUGUCUGCUUUGUAG
This is a messenger RNA of Perkinsus marinus ATCC 50983, 1686 nucleotides long. Its product is annotated as Protein aidB, putative. The record is from RefSeq and is a predicted model, not a curated record. The transcript is spliced from 9 exons. The coding region runs from base 1 to 1686 and encodes 561 amino acids. NCBI's taxonomy places the organism in Eukaryota, Perkinsozoa, Perkinsida, Perkinsidae. Gene Ontology annotation, molecular function: oxidoreductase activity, acting on the CH-CH group of donors.